AUGUUACCACAACACGCCAUGAACCCAUCCGAGGAAGGCUCAUACAUGACCAAAGAAAAGUUUAACUCGCUGCUGCUAGAAGUCUUCUUCUUCAAGAAGCUCCCAUGCGAAGAAGUUGAGGAGAAUUGUGACUGCUGCGUUUGUAUCGAAAGUUGGAGACAGACUCAAACCUCUCCCAACACCAUUUCAAUACCGCACGGAAAAUCGCUCUCUAGCAUGCUAGACGAACAAGAUAUCAUGCCUUUCUACUUGAAAGGAAAUAAUGCAUGUCUUGUUGUCAGAAAAGCUUCUAGCGACAUUACAGAUUACAAGUUCAUAGCCACAGCCUUUCAAAUUCAUCCAACAAACCAAGAACUCAUGUCGAAUCAGGGCUACCCAAUAAUAACAGCUCCUGAAAUGUCUGUUGGUGUUUAUGAUGAUUGCUUGCUGAAGUCUGAAGACUUUAUUGAUCAACUACAAACUUUAUGCAUGCAUUUAGAGGAAUCAAUACCUACUUCAUCCAAACAUCACAGAAAGCAGGCUGAGGUUAGAGAUGUUGCAUCUCCAAAAUUAGUUUUCGAGUGGCUGUUACCAACCCUUUCCGAUAAUGUUGGCCACGUACCUCUCACAACCAUUCAAAAGAAAGUUAGAAACUCUGUUCAAUGGAAGGACUGUUUGAAACCAUAUAGACGCUCGGGCCUUUGGAUGUGCAUCAAGACAUGUUUGCAUUUGAACUUGGUGUGGCUGUUUGGUAUUGAAAAAGGUACACUUCUGUACAAAAUAUUCAUGUUACAGCUUAUGAGCUAUUUAUGUUUAAAAAGCAAAGGAAAGCUGUCACAUGACCUGGUCAUGCAAAUGCUUUCAAAGAUGUCUGUUAGGAUGGCAAAGUUGGAGACCAUGAUUGAGAAUUAUUCAACUCGUACAGCUGACAAAGAUAUGAUUGUUGAUAUUCAAGCAUGUGAAUCCUUGACAAACCUUGUUUUACAGAAAUCCUUAGAGGUUGUCGAGAAAUUGAGAUUAGGUGUAGACCAUUGGUGGUCAAAAACAAUGGAGACAUUCUCAAAAGAAAACUCUUUUGCAAUGAAUUUUGACCGUGUAGACGUUAAGAAGGAUAUACGCUUAUCUCUUCCAAAGUCAUCAGAGCAUUUAAACGGUUUUAAACAACUACAACACAAUACUAUUGGCAAGUUAUAUGAACACAAACCACCAAAGGACACUGGAUCUUCUGAAAGAGAUGACUUUGAAUACCUAUGUGCAAUCGAGGACUUUAUUCGAAAAGAUAUGGUGAACACUAUCGUUCAACAAGACUAUAGCAUUCACUAUUCAAGCGAGCUGUUUGACAAAUUGAAACAAUACCACCCUAAGGCAAUGAAAUUUUAUAAGAAUGAUCCUGUUGGGAAAAGUAGACUGUUCUUGGCUGUCUUUAAUAUUGUUCGUGGGUUGCAUAUGAUUGCUGUGAAAAACAUGCCUCUACUUGCAAAAUAUAAAUCUGGGGUAGAUGUCAGCACCAUUCAAUCCCUAUUGUUGUGCUCACAAGCAGAUCUACAAUAUGCGUACGAACUGGAACAUUAUUUUAACGAGCACGAUCAAAGCGCCUCGAACAAUUCAGAUUUUCUUUAUGACACUUUCUCCCCCCAAUCCUUUUGUGUUCGGUAUGCAGAAGGUAAUGAAUCCAUGAAGAAGACUUUACAACAAAUUCUUGACAGAAUGGAACAGAAGAAAGAACAAAAGCUUAGGGAAGUGAGGGAAAUGAAAGAAAAGUACGAAAAUCUGCAAAGAGAGAUUCGAAAUUCAAAGUGUGAAUAUAAUGUAGACAAAUUUGGUUACUCCAGACAUUCAAGAUGGUGUCACAAGUGCAAUUUAGUGAAUGAAUGUAGCAAUAUGAACAUAUUCAUUUACGAGAAAGAUCUACCAGAGGAGCCAUAUUUGAGGAAUGCUAUUGUAUUUGAGCUAAACCUACCCCACUCUAUGGUUACUAAGGGAUGCAUUUCACAUUUUAUGCUCAAUGCAAAAACGAGUUAG
This is a messenger RNA of Naegleria lovaniensis, 2001 nucleotides long. RefSeq lists its product as uncharacterized. The record is from RefSeq and is a predicted model, not a curated record. Lineage: Eukaryota; Heterolobosea; Eutetramitea; Acrasida; Naegleriidae. The transcript has 2 exons. Bases 1 to 2001 code for a protein of 666 amino acids.